This is a messenger RNA of Vitis riparia (riverbank grape), 2303 nucleotides long. Its product is annotated as inositol transporter 4. The transcript is spliced from 7 exons. Bases 370 to 2127 code for a protein of 585 amino acids. Gene Ontology annotation, biological process: transmembrane transport. Lineage: Eukaryota; Viridiplantae; Streptophyta; Magnoliopsida; Vitales; Vitaceae. Gene Ontology annotation, molecular function: myo-inositol:proton symporter activity. The record is from RefSeq and is a predicted model, not a curated record. Gene Ontology annotation, cellular component: membrane.
GGGAAGGCUAUUGCAUGGGCAUCCUUGAUUGAAGUUUGAAAAUAUUUGGAUGCCUCUGAAUAUGACACCAAAAAAAAAAAACAAAGGUGUCGUAAAACUCGGACGUUUUGUUAGGAGAUGUGAUCUGGAGAUUCAGUGUAAUUUCCCAAUUAAGAUAAAGCUCUUUCCUUUUUCUUUUCUUUUCCAGGAUUUGGCUCCCGAAGGAUUCGGUUUCCAAAGUGAAAAUUGGUGGUUGGUUUUCUAUAUAAGUGCUGCCUUGGGCUGCCUCUAUCUAUCUAUCUUUCUUGUCUUUUGUGGUUAAGGUUGCCUUGCCCCAGAACUUGUUUCUUCUCUUUGCAGAGAGUCAUUUAGUCUUCCAGUUUGGACAAAAUGGUGGAGGGGGGCAUCAUAAAAGCCGAUAAAGUUGAGUUUACAGAAUGCUGGCAAACAAUUUGGAAAACGCCAUACAUUAUGCGCCUAGCUCUAUCGGCUGGCAUUGGAGGUCUCCUAUUUGGCUACGAUACAGGAGUUAUUUCUGGGGCCUUGCUUUACAUUAGAGAGGACUUUGAUGUUGUUGAUAGGAAAACAUGGUUACAGGAAACCAUAGUGAGUAUGGCUGUAGCAGGAGCAAUUGUGGGUGCUGCAGUGGGAGGAUGGGCAAACGACAGGUUUGGGCGGAAAAUGUCAAUUUUAGCAGCUGAUGUAUUAUUCUUUGUUGGGGCAAUUGUCAUGGCUGUUGCUCCAGCUCCCUGGGUGAUAAUCCUGGGAAGAAUAUUGGUAGGAUUCGGAGUGGGAAUGGCUUCUAUGACUUCACCUCUUUACAUUUCAGAAGCUUCUCCUGCUAGAAUCAGAGGCGCUCUUGUUAGUUCAAAUGGUCUGCUGAUUACAGGAGGGCAAUUCUUGUCUUACCUUAUCAAUCUAGCCUUUACCCAUGCACCUGGAACAUGGCGAUGGAUGCUCGGGGUAGCUGGACUUCCUGCUGUUGUUCAGUUUGUAUUAAUGUUGUCGCUUCCUGAGUCUCCUAGAUGGCUCUACAGACAGAAUAGGGAAGACGAAGCCAGGGCCGUACUGGAAAAAAUCUAUCCAAGUGACAAAGUUGAAGAAGAGAUGAAUGCCUUGCAGUCAUCAGUUGAAGCUGAAAAGGCUGACCUAGAAGCCCUGGGAAGCAAUAUUUUCCAACGAGUAAAGCAAGCUGUAAAAAAUGAUGUCGUCCGGAGAGGGCUGUAUGCAGGGGUCACAGUUCAAGUGGUUCAGCAGUUUGUGGGCAUAAACACUGUCAUGUAUUAUAGUCCCACCAUAGUUCAGUUGGCUGGAUUUGCUUCUAAUAAGACCGCUUUAGCACUUUCUCUCAUCACUUCCGGUCUAAAUGCUGUUGGCUCCAUAAUCAGUAUGAUGUUUGUUGAUAGAAAGGGAAGGAGGACAUUGAUGAUUAUUUCCCUGUUUGGGAUCAUCACUUGCCUUGUGGCAUUAUCUAUCAUUUUCUUCCAAGCUGCCGCGCACUCUCCAUUAGUUGGUAGAGUCGAAUCCAAUAGCUAUGGAGGAAAUUCUACAUGCUCAGCUUAUCUGAGAGAGCAACAUUCAUCGUCAUGGAACUGCAUGGAUUGCUUGAAAGCAACUGACUGUGCAUUUUGUACUAAUUCAGCAGGCAAAUAUCUACCGGGAGCCUGCCUAGCUUCAACAGAAGCUGUGAAAGAUACUCUGAGAGCCGAAUGCCGUGCACAUCAUGGGACAUGGUACACCAAUGGAUGCCCGACCAAAUUCGGAGUUGUGGCAAUUUUGCUGCUGGGAGCAUACAUCAUAGCAUACUCACCUGGGAUGGGGACAGUGCCAUGGAUUGUGAACUCCGAGAUAUAUCCAUUGAGGUACAGAGGCAUUGGUGGAGGAAUUGCUGCAGUUGCUAACUGGGUAUCAAAUCUUCUAGUGAGUGAAACAUUCUUAACAUUGACUGAGCAUCUGGGGUCUGCUGGGACAUUUCUCCUGUUUGCUGGAUUUUCCCUCAUUGGACUUGUGGCCAUUUACUUUGUUGUGCCUGAAACCAAAGGGUUGGCCUUUGAGGAGGUGGAGAAGAUGCUUCAGAAAGGAAUCCGUUCCAAAAAGAGGAAGGGCUCUGCUGAUGCUUCUUCUACAAAAGAUCAAGACACACAAUGACUGACUUGAAGACAAGCUUACCGAUAGAAAUUGCUUCUUCUGUGUUUUCUGUUCAAAUAAACUUUCCUCCCUAGUUUCAUGUCAUAUUAACAGCAAUCAUUUGUUCCAGACUCAUGGGAAUACAUUGAAAAUUAUUUAUAAAUUGCACCUUAGAAGUGGAACAUUCUUUAUUUGAA